Molecule: messenger RNA, 3712 nt
Organism: Cynoglossus semilaevis (tongue sole)
Lineage: Eukaryota; Metazoa; Chordata; Actinopteri; Pleuronectiformes; Cynoglossidae
Product: vascular endothelial zinc finger 1-like
Exons: 5
Coding region: 86-1468 (460 amino acids)
Biological process (GO): regulation of gene expression
Cellular component (GO): nucleus
Source: RefSeq, a predicted model, not a curated record
CACCGGAAGUUGUUUCAGCUGCCAUGUUUGGCUGCUUUGUUGUAGGCUUUUUAUCAGCUUUCCUACAGAAUUACCAAGUGUGGAAAUGGAGCCGAGCUGGAGUACGUUUCUUUUUCAACAGGCUAAUGAUGCACUCCACCACCAGCAUCAGAUGGCACACAACAGCCUGCUGCCACUUCUUAAUGCAGGAACUGAGCAGGUUGACCAGAAGCCAAUCCUACCCAUUCAAAUGGAACAGAAACCCCCUCCCAAUGCUUCUGAUGUCCUCAAAGAUAACCUGGUGGGUGGAGGUUCACAGCCACCAGUGCCUGUGGUGAAGAAAGAACACAAAGCCAAAACACCAUUUGUAUGUGGCUACUGCAACAAAGCUUUCCGUGACAGCUACCACCUGCGACGCCACGAGUCCAGCCACACUGGAAUCAAGAUGGUUUCACGACCAAAGAAAACAGCCCAAACUGCCCCCACCAUGGUACCGAUGAUCUCUACUGUACCAAACGAAAACAACGGCAACCCUUCCUACAACUCCACAGUAGUUGGCAUCCUGUCUACAGCAACCACAUCAGUGUCCUCGGGCACAGGCAUGGUUAUGGUAUCACCAGCUAUGGGUAAUGUGCCACAGCAAAAUGUUGUCAAGAAACCCCCCAAACCCGUCAAGAAAAACCAUGGGUGUGAGAUGUGUGGCAAAGCAUUUCGUGAUGUGUACCACCUCAAUCGCCACAAGCUGUCCCACUCAGAUGAGAAGCCUUUUGAGUGCCCCAUCUGCCAGCAACGGUUUAAAAGGAAGGACAGAAUGACCUACCAUGUUCGUUCUCAUGACGGUGGUGUUCACAAGCCUUACGUGUGUUCAGUUUGUGGGAAAGGAUUUUCCAGGCCUGACCAUUUGAGCUGUCACGUUAAGCAUGUGCAUUCCUCAGAGAGACCAUUUAAGUGUCAAGUAACGGCCUGUACGUCUGCUUUUGCUACUAAAGACAGAUUGCGAUCCCACAUGAUCAGACAUGAAGGCAAAGUCACCUGUAGUAUCUGUGGGAAAAUGCUCAGUGCAGCCUACAUCACCAGCCAUUUAAAGACCCAUGGACAGACCAACUUCAACUGUAAUAAAGAGAGCAACGAGGUCUGCAACUCUGCCUCUGCCACACCUGUGACUGCCACUGCCCCCAUUACCACGGCAAUGAACCGAGGCCUCUCCAACAACAAUGCCACUGUCACUAUAGCUGCACAAAUGAACAUAAGCACCAACACAGUGAACAUCACUUCUCCAGUCACUUUGCAGCAUCCUGUGACCAUCACCGGGCCUGUCAACAUCACCUCCGUCAAUAUCCCAGCCACAGCACCCAUGAAUAUUGCCCACCCUGUUGCAAUAACGACCCCCAUGCCUAUGAAUAUAACCGGCCCCCUCAACAUUGCCAUGAGGCCGGUUGAUAGCAUGUCUUUUCUGUCUCAAGUUUUGCCCUCUUCGCCGCCCUGGUAAAAAGGAGAAGUAGAGAAGAUAAGCGGUCUGAACGGGCCAGAGGAAAAAAGUGAAAGAUGACAAAAGAUCCUGUCACCUCGAUGUGACAUCCCUGCUCCUCCUGAACCCACUGUCCCUCAUUGAAGUAAAUAUUUGUACUGUAAGCUCUGAGCAGCCUGACCAGUCACGUUCACGGCUCAGCUGUCAAGAGACAUGACAUAUGACAUGAGAUUAAAGACUUGCAUAUGAUUGGAGGAGGAUUUCUCUUCAAAUCAGGGGAACAGUCAGAUUUCGUGUCGUCAGGUAGAAUUAUCAAACUGUGAUUUUGUUCCAUGGGAAGUGACAGAUGAGUAUUCCUCAAGCACACUUGAAGACAGUUAGGUUAAACAGGCCUUUUUUUGUAAAAAGGAGAUGAAAAAUGGACUGAAGCAAUAACUACAAAUUGCUGUUUUUAAGAUCUCUCCUAAAGCCCACUAAGUCUUGCUUUUAUGAUUUUUGUUUUUUACAUUAGCCAUCUAAACACAUUGAACAAAAUGGUUCUAGUAAAAGGGACAGAAACUUUCACUUGAAUGGAAGAGUAUUUUUUCAGAGUGAAUAGCUUUUCUUUUUUUUCAUACAUAGUUGGUAUGCUCUUGAGGUACAACAACUAACUUGUACAGUUGUCAUUGUGAUGUAUUUUCAUGUCAGCCUUUUAGGUUUUUGUCCAGUGUUCAAGUGGACUCGUCAAUGCUGUCCUCUUGACUAUGAACAAAUAAUUUAGUACAGCGAAACAAUGGUUUGUUUCUUCUUUUUUUUAUCACUUUUUUUCUUAAAGAAGUGUUGCACUGAAAGCAUAUCCUACAGGUGAGUAGCAGCAGUAUUAUGAAAGGACAAAUUGAAUUGUCGUGAUGUAGUGUGAUGGCCAGCCGGCAGGUGACGGCUAUUGCAUGGGUAAGAAAGACUGGCUGUUUAGAGACGCAUCUUAAGCCUGUUGCUGUUAUCAUAAAGGCAAUUGAUGGUUGACAGAAGCAUCCAGUGUCAAAGUGAAGCCACAGACGUCUACAACUAUUGAUAGCUCCCUUCAAAAGUCACUCUGCAUCAGAAGAAGUGUGUGGUAAAUGUCCCCUGUUCACUCUUCAACAUCCAUAAUGUUUACAAGUCUCAUUUACAAGUUUGGGUUACUUUUCAAAAACGAAACACCUUCAAUUUGUUAAUUACAAUCGUGGACCAAUCAUGUAAUAGUCUCAUCUGUUAUUCAUAGAGUAAGAUCUUAAUGUACAGAGUUGGUCCUGAUGUGUUGAAGAAAUAUCCAGUCCAGUAUUAAUGGAUAAAUGAUGAUUUUUAGAAUUUUCCAUUCAUGUGUAAUUUAUACCAAAAACAGAGCACGACCAUUGAAGUUCACCUGAGCUACAGCGAGACAACUACAGUACGUCGGUUUCUUUAUACUUGUCUGUUUAGGUGUCGGAAUGUUUUGUACUUUGUUGCGCGUUUUUGUUACCUUAGCGGUGACACUUUAGAAAACCCUUGAGUCACGGCUGUGGACAAAGAACUGAAUCAUGCUUCCAUUCAGAACAAGAUGGCCAGCGAUGACUUUGAAUAGUUUUAAUCCCCCUCUCCAUCUGAGUUAUCAGUAGUGUCAGUAUCAGGUUAGAACUCAGAGGAGAGGUCAAGUCCAUCAAAGUUAGGAACACGUUCCCAAACACUGACUUUCGACCAUCAGUUAAUAACAAAAAAAAGUGGUGUUUUAAAAGUGUUGCAGCUUUUUUUUAGUUGCUCUAUUUUAUUUUUUUUACUGAAAAAAAAUGCAAUGUGCAUGUUCAUCUUUCUUGCAAAAAGAUUUGAUAGGAACAAAGUGUCAUUUGCUAUUUUGUUGCUAAACUUUUACACUGACAACAUGUCUGCCCAAUAUAUUACAAAAACAAUGUGUUGAUGAAAUGAAACAUUUCUUGUGAAAUUGAUCGUGUCUCUUUAUUUUUAAGGUGAAAAGGAAAAUCUAGGACCCUUGUGAGAGCAGUUGAAUGUAUAUCUUUGUACAAUAUCGUUUUAGUUCCAAGAAUAUGAUAGUUACUAUAGGUGUGAAAGAUAGAAUAACCUUUUUACAGACCUUUGUAAUAGUACAUUAACAACAGUAAUUUUGUACAUAUACAUGCAAAGCUUUCUGGUUAGCAGAAAGAUGGAACAUUCCUACUUUUUUUAAUUAACGUUUGUUAUGUUAAAACAUAAACAUCCGCAAUGUUACGUGCCUUUUUUGGGUUGUCUAAAUAAAAGAAAACUAUCAAAUGUUAA